Sinocyclocheilus anshuiensis is the source of this 2575-nucleotide messenger RNA. Its product is annotated as nuclear cap-binding protein subunit 1-like. The record is from RefSeq and is a predicted model, not a curated record. Lineage: Eukaryota; Metazoa; Chordata; Actinopteri; Cypriniformes; Cyprinidae. Gene Ontology annotation, cellular component: nuclear cap binding complex; nucleus. The coding region runs from base 172 to 2226 and encodes 684 amino acids. Gene Ontology annotation, molecular function: protein binding; RNA cap binding; mRNA binding. Gene Ontology annotation, biological process: nuclear-transcribed mRNA catabolic process, nonsense-mediated decay; regulation of mRNA processing; mRNA export from nucleus. The transcript has 20 exons.
UGUUUCCCUUAAAUCAACCGCUUUUAUUUUUCUAGUGUGGCUAACGGCUGUUACCAUUCAAAACUGCAAGCUUUACUGAACACAAUUCAGUGGCUAUAAAACAGUUCCAAAAAGUGUAUGCUUAGUGGUUUUUCCAUACUAUUUCAACGGUCUGAAUAUUUAAUUUGAGAAAUGUCGAGGCGAAGGCACAGCGAUGAGGGUGAUGCUGGCUCCCAGCCUCACAAACGCAGGAGGACGUCUGAACCCAUUGAGAUUGAAGACCGCCUGGAGUCGCUGAUAUGUCGAGUGGGAGAGAAGAGUACGUCCUCCUUAGAGAGCAAUUUGGAGGGUCUUGCUGGUGUCCUGGAGGCGGAUCUUCCUAAUUAUAAAGGCAAAAUCCUGCGCAUCUUAUGUGCUGUAGCAAGGCUUUUGCCGGAGAAGUUGACGGUGUACACAACACUAGUGGGACUUCUCAACGCUCGCAACUACAACUUUGGAGGAGAGUUUGUGGAGGCCAUGAUCCGACAACUUAAGGAGACACUAAAAUCAAACCUUUACUCUGAGGCCAUUUACUUGGUAUGUGCACAGGAAGAAGACAUACCACAGGUGCGGUCUGACUGGUAUGUGUAUGCUGUGCUGUCCAGUCUGCCUUGGGUUGGCAAGGAACUGUAUGAGAAGAAGGAUGUGGAAAUGGAUCGCUUGCUCAACCAAAUUGAGGGAUAUUUAAAGCGGCGUCAGAAGACUCAUGUUUCCAUGCUGCAGGUGUGGACUGCAGAAAAGCCCCACCCUCAGGAAGAGUAUCUGGACUGUCUCUGGGCUCAGGUGCAUAAGCUGAAGAAGGACCGCUGGCAGGAGCGUCACAUCCUGCGGCCUUAUAUUGCGUUUGACAGUGUGCUGUGUGAAGCCCUGCAGCACAACCUGCCCCCUUUCACUCCUCCAGCCCACUCUGAUGACGCUGUCUACCCUAUGCCCCAUGUCGUCUUCAGAAUGUUCGACUACACUGAUGCCCCAGAGGUGCAAGUGUGUUUACUAUUGGAGAAAGUGAUAUUUGGUGAGUUAUUCCAGCUGCCCAGUCCUCCUCACAUUGAUGUCAUGUACACUGCGUUACUCAUUGAGCUCUGCAAACUGCAACCAGGCUCAUUACCACAAGUUCUUGCUCAAGCCACAGAAAUGAUGUAUAUGAGGCUGGACACAAUGAACACAACCUGUAUAGACCUAUAUUUCACACAGUUGUCGUACCAUCAGCGGAUAGUGGACAUUGUUCCUCCGAGUUUCUCUACCCUGAUCCCGGCUAACCCUGUGUGCAGCUAUAAAUAUGAAGAGGAGACUGAGUGUCCAUUACCAGGAUUAGCUAUGGCAACUACAGUGAGUAACGCUAUCAAAAACCGGGCGUCUAAUGAGGAGAUUCUUAUUGUUCUAAAAGAUGUCCCUAAUCCAAACCAGGAUGAUGAUGAUGAUGAGGGCGAUGGCUUCAACCCUCUGAAGAUUGAAGUGUUCCUGCAGACACUUCUCCAUUUGGCUGCGAAGUCUUUCAGUCAUUCCUUCAGUGCCCUGGCCAAGUUCCAUGAGGUUCUGAAGAACCUUACAGACAGUGAUGAGGGGAAACUGCACAUCCUCAGGGUUCUGUAUGAGUUCUGGAGGAACCAUCCUCAGAUGACCUCCGUGUUGGUGGACAAGUUGAUACGGACCCAGAUCGUGGACUGUGCAGCUGUGGCCAACUGGAUAUUUUCUCCUGAAAUGGCUCAUGAUUUUACCAGGUUUUAUGUGUGGGAGAUUCUACAUUCGACCAUCCGGAAGAUGAACAAACACGUGCAGAAGAUCCAGAAAGAGUUGGAUGAGGCAAAAGAAAAGCUGGAGAAGCAACAAAACAAAAAGCAGCGGGACAGCGGCGAUGAAGAGGACAUGGAGAAGAACAGUGAGGAUGAGGAGGGUCAGUUGGAGGAACAGAUCGAGAGGCUGCAGGAGAAAGUCGAGUCUGCCCAGAGCGAACAGAAGAACCUUUUCCUUGUUAUAUUCCAGCGCUUCAUUAUGUUACUGACAGAGCACCUGGUUCGCUGUGAAACGAGUGGCGUAGACAUCAACACCACCUGGUACAAGAACUGCAUCGAGAGGCUACAGCAGAUCUUCCUCAUGCAUUAUGUGAUCAUCCAGCAGUAUAUGGGCACCCUGGAGAACCUGCUGUUCACCGCUGAGCUCGACCAUCAUAUCCUGGCUGUAUACCAGCAGUUCUGUGCUCUUCAGCUCUGAAUUCCCACAAUGCAUCACUUCAGACGGUCACACCUGCCUGUUUAUGUGGCAUUUCAAGGUUUAGUGACAUCGAUCGGGAUCAUUGGAGAUGGUUGUUUUGUAAGUAGUGAUAUUGGGAAAUCUCAGACCCUUUUUGGGGCCCUUGAUAUGUUUAUGUAGUAUUUCUUUUUUCUUUUCAUUUUUUUUUCUUUCUUUAAUUUUUCAUUGUCAUCGGCUCUGUGGUAAGUGUAGAUCUUUUAAAAUGCCUGGUGUUUAGUAAACCAUGAUGAAGAGCUUAGUUUUACUCAAGCAACUAUGGUAUGAAACUACUCAUUUUUAUGCGUUUUAUGUCAUUUUGAUUGAAAAAUUA